GUGUUGCAUUGAGCAAGCGAAAUCAGCACAGUGUACCAGAAAGUGUGGAGCUACUAAUUGGACUGAAUUUCAGUGGCAACAAAAGCCCUGGCUAGAAAAUUCCAGCCCUGGUUUUACAGGGCCUGCUUUGUUGCUGCAGUGUUUGUUCUCUACUGCUGUGUUAACAGUUAUCUUUUCGGUAGUGGCCUCUCCCCACCCUUCCACACAGUGCAUGAAAGGUUCCUCGGCACAAACCCGUCCAGAGCCUCUGUGGCACAGUGAAGGCAAUGCCCCGUUCUGCAUAGGACACCAUCCAGACACCAGGACUGACCCAGCAGCAGCCUCGCAACCAUGUUCCCACACAGCUUUGAUUACAACCAGCCGAUGAGAAAACGUUGAGAGGAAGGAGACAUGAUGGGACAGCUCCCGGAGGAUGUGGAGGGUUGCUUCACCACAGAGGAACUGGAAUGCAAGAUCUGCUACUGUGCUUACAGCCUGUCAAGUCGACGGCCCAAGGUCCUCGAGUGCUGUCAUUGUCUGUGUGCCAAGUGCCUUGCAAAAAUCCUCGAUUUGGGCGAAUCCUCUCCCAACGCAGUGGUCUGUCCGUUCUGCCGAUACAUCACGGACCUUCCCAGAGAAGCUGUGGAUAGUCUACCGGACGAGUAUAACCUGGUGUCGGCGCUGCUGUCCGUCCAGGCACGGAAACACCCGAACCAGAAUGAAACCCAAGGCGAGAUUCUUCUCAGUCCCAGAUGCCUCAACUCCCUGGUGGGACACUCUGCUUCAGCUUCCCCCACCUCGAUUCGUUCCAAUUACGUGGUGAUCACCAUUAUGGAGGCUCGGCAGGAGUCUGCUAUUCCAGCUCCGGGGAGGGAUUACCGCUCUUCUAGCCUGGACUCAAUGGCCUCUGUUACCAAUAGAUGGACAGUGUGGAACUGUGCGGCCCUGUUGUGCCAGACCUCAGCGCGUGUCCUGGUCUGGUUGCUGGGGCUGCUGUACUUCAGCUCGCUGCCUCUAGGUGUCUACCUGCUUAUCAUGCAGCAUACCACAACAGGGGUGUUGAUGGUCAGUCUGGUACCUGUCAGUCUUCUCAUUGUUAUGGUGUACGGCCUUUGCCAAUGCCUGUGUCGUGAGUUUUGGGAAUGUGUGCCACCAUAAUGACCAAAGCAAUAAGUGUAACUGUUAUAUUUGAAGAUUGGAUGUGCUUAUAUGGUCCUGUCGGUUUGUGGAAACUGAAUUCUCCUGCUAAUGGAUAACCAAUUUAGGCUACAGUGAACUGAAAAUACAAACAAUAAAAGUGUACAGAUUUAAUUUUGCAUCAUACAAAUCAAAGUAAUAUUAGAAUACUUAAAACUGGUAUCCACACCAACAAUAUAUUCACCAUAUAUGAUAUAUCUGUAUAUGAUUGUUGAAUGUGCCUUUUCGUGGCUGAAAUGGUCAGUUCAAUAACUCUAUAGGCUUGCUGAUGCACAUUUUCUUUGUAAAAACAAUUAACUUUUUUAUACGCAAGUCAUCAGUGUUUGCAAUAUAACAUCAUACACUGAAUCAUGGGUAGGCCACAUAUUUUAAUAAAAAAUUAGUUUGAUGUUGCCAUUUUUCAUUUGGAACAGAAAUGCACGAAGAAUGAAGAAACUAACAUGCAUAUGUUUUUACAAUUUGUGACAAACGUAUGAAUGAAACAUUAAUGUAUAUCACAAUAAUGUUGGAGAUUGCACUUUAUACAGUUUGUAUAAAGCAUCAAACCUUCAGAUCAUGAUAAAUUAUACAUUCCACUUCUACACAUGCAUUUGUUUGGGAAAGACUAUUAGUCACAUAUUUUGUAUAUAAAUAUAUUUCAUAUUCUGUUUUGUAAAACCUUUGAUGCUGCCCCAACUAGAUUAAAUGCACUGACACUGUUUAACCACAAAUCUUUUGGACUGUAAAACAACUAAAUAAAAAAUAAUAAUAAUAAAAAUGUAAUUGUUAAUUCAUGUGGUAUGGUCAAUGAAGUAGCCUUAUGUAAAAUAAAGAAGAACUGAUGUUUGUGUUUGAAGUUGUGAGGUUAUGUAGCCUAUAUGCUUAGCAGCGACACAUUAGGCUAUAUUUAAAAUAAUACAUUAUUUAAUAAUAAAUAAAUAAAAAUAAAAAGCAGGAAUAUGUUAGGGUUAGAUUAAUGGCUAGGGGAUUUUA
This is a messenger RNA of Pimephales promelas (fathead minnow), 2148 nucleotides long. RefSeq names its product ring finger protein 182 (gene rnf182). NCBI's taxonomy places the organism in Eukaryota, Metazoa, Chordata, Actinopteri, Cypriniformes, Leuciscidae. The record is from RefSeq and is a predicted model, not a curated record. Gene Ontology annotation, biological process: protein ubiquitination. Gene Ontology annotation, molecular function: ubiquitin-protein transferase activity. Gene Ontology annotation, cellular component: cytoplasm.